Messenger RNA from Nerophis lumbriciformis (worm pipefish), 4489 nucleotides. Its product is annotated as cadherin-18. Lineage: Eukaryota; Metazoa; Chordata; Actinopteri; Syngnathiformes; Syngnathidae. Gene Ontology annotation, cellular component: plasma membrane; catenin complex; adherens junction. Gene Ontology annotation, molecular function: beta-catenin binding; calcium ion binding; cadherin binding. The record is from RefSeq and is a predicted model, not a curated record. Gene Ontology annotation, biological process: cell-cell adhesion mediated by cadherin; multicellular organism development; cell-cell junction assembly.
CAUGGUUGCAUAACUUAUCCAUGUAUUUGGGGAUGUCCGAUAAUGGCUUUUUGCCAAUAUCCGAUAUUCCUAUAUUGUCCAACUCUUUAAUUACCGAUACUGACAUCAACCGAUACCGAUAUCAACCGAUACCAAUAUAUAAAGUCGUGGAAUUAACACAUUAUUAUGCCUAAUUUGGACAACCCGGUAUGGUGAAUAUAAGGUCCUUUUUUUUUAAAUUAAUAAAAUAAAAUAACAAAUAAAUUAAAAACAUUUUCUUGAGUAAAAAAGAAAGUAAAACAAUAUAACAACAGUUACAUAGAAACUAGUAAUUAAUGAAAAUGAGUAAAAUGAACUGUUAAAGGUUAGUACUAUUAGUGGACCAGCAGCACGCACAAUCAUGUGUGCUUACGGACUGUAUCCCUUGCAGACUGUAUUGAUAUAUAUUGAUAUAUAAUGUAGGAACCAGAAUAUUAAUAACAGAAAGAAACAAUCCUUUUGUGUGAAUGAGUGUGAAUGAGUGUAAAUGGGGGAGGGAGGUUGUUUGGGUUUGUUGCACUAAUUGUAAGUGUAUCUUGUGUUUUUUAUGUUGAUUUAAUUUAAAAAAAAAUCGAUAUUUUCCGAUAUUACAUUUUAAAGCAUUUAUCGGCCGAUAAUAUCGUUAGGCCGAUAUUAUCGAACAUCUCUACAUGCAUUGUUAUUCUUUUCUCUCCUUAUUUACAAACAUUUAAACACAGAAAGAGAACAGAUUGUCACGAAUUGCUGAGAAAUGGAGAAUGAGUAGAAUUUAAUGAACUCUGCUUCUUCCUACUCCUUUUCGGACACGAGGAUAAUGUAAUGCCAUGCCAAUUUAACACUAUGUGUUCAAUAUGUGAGUUAAUUAAUUGCUAAUUAAUGAUAUCAGUGUUGUUGCUGCCUGAUGUGGACGCUUUUUGUAGUUUUUUUUUAUUGCAUGUUUGAGAAAGUAGCAUAUGUUGGUCACAUUCCACAAAUAUUUGACGAUAAAAAACGAGGAGACAAACACUGGCCGGUCCCAGUGCUCCAUUUGAAGACUUUUUCCGGGGCCAGCAGAUGGGCGCUGUCUGUUCCAUGCUGGCACCGACGCCGUGCGACGAGCGCUCAAGAAUUCAGCCAUUAAAACACACAGCAGAUGGAGCCUUUUCCCAACUUCUACCCCGCGCUCGUUAAGCGGCCAAACAACACGACGCGACUCCCGCCGCCUUUCCUAAAAACCUAACGCCCGGACGAUGAAAGUCCACCUUUCGCUCGUAAACGUGCCGGGGCCUCCCGACUGUUGAGGAGCGUGGCGAGCUAAGAGUCCGCACAGAUGGCGCCCGGAAACAGAGAGCGGCGGAAAGCAUGAGGCGCCGUUGACUUUGGUGGGAGGGGAUGACUGACAGCCCGCCCUCGUAACAUGCUGGGAGUCUUUAGUGCUGCUGGCCUAAUUAGCUUCCCAGCUAAUCUGUGUUUAGGAGCCUGCUCUCUUGCUCCAGAUUAGCCACCUUUUCUGUUCUCAAAGAGCUUGGUUCACCGCCUCAUUUUACCACCGAGUAACCGACGCUAUUUUCUUCAUUUACUUGAUCACGUGAUGAAAUCUUAGGGAUGAACCACUAGAAGUGCCCACCUCCGUCUGGGGAGCUCCAUAAUGUAAAUGUAUCGUAGCUUCCGGGCCAUGACCUCUCCUGGAUUUACUCGGACCGUUCUUCUCUUCGUAUCUUGGAUUUAAAGUUUUGCUCAAACCGGGCCGGCAGCGGUGGCGGCUGCCGCGACGGCGGCGGGAGGAGCGCACCACCGCCUGGGAGCUUUGGGAUAACCUUACGGGACGCCGCCAUGAGGAUCCCCGCCACCUCCCGUCUCUGCCCCAUCCUGGUCUGCCUCUGCUUCAUCCAGAGGGCCGACGGGGCCGGCCACCGCCCGCCCGCCAAGGUGCUCGCCAGGGGCCAGACUAAGAACCAGACCGGGGAGACGGAGGUGCACCACAGGCCCAAACGAGGCUGGAUCUGGAACCAAUUCUUUGUUUUAGAAGAACACAUGGGGACGGAGGAGCAGUACGUGGGGAAGCUUCACUCCAACUCGGAUAAAGGCGACGGAUCGGUCCGCUACAUCCUCAGCGGCGAUGGCGCGGGGACGAUAUUUCUGAUCAACGAGGUGACGGGCGACAUCCAUGCCACCAGGAGCUUGGACCGGGAGAAGAAGUCGCACUAUGUCCUGCACGCGCAAGCCUUGGACCGCAACACUGGGGAGGCGCUGGAACCAAAGUCAGAAUUCAUCAUCAAAGUCCAAGACAUCAACGACAACGCGCCGCGGUUUCCAGAAGGACCUUUUGAAGCCACAGUGCCCGAAAUGUCUGAAGUGGGGAUGUCUGUGCUGCAAGUCACAGCCACCGACGCGGACGACCCCACCUACGGAAACAGCGCCAGGAUCGUCUACAGCAUCCUGCAAGGACAGCCAUAUUUCUCCGUGGACCCCAAAACAGGGGUCAUCAGGACUGCCUUAGCCAACAUGGACCGGGAAGCCCGGGAACACUACACUGUGGUCAUCCAGGCCAAAGAUAUGGCGGGCCAAGUCGGCGGUCUCUCCGGAUCCACCACCAUCAACGUCACGCUGACCGACGUCAACGACAACCCACCAAAGUUCCCACAAAAAAAUUACCAGCAGUACGUCCCCGAAUCGGCUCAAGUCGGGAAGCCGGUGGGGAAGAUCAAAGCCAACGACGACGACCUCGGCGCCAACGCGGACAUCAGGUACAGCAUCAGCAACUCAGAGGGCGCCAACGUGUUCUCCAUCGCCACUGACAGGGACACGAAAGACGGGAUCAUCACGCUCAGAAAGCCAUUGAACUACGAGCGAAAGAAGACGUACACGCUCCACAUCGAGGGCACCAACACCCACGUGGACCCUCGCUAUUCCUACCUGGGUUCCUUCAGUGACACCACCGCCCUCAAGAUCACGGUGGGCGACGUGGACGAGGCACCAGUCUUCUCCUUGGACUAUUACAUCAUGGACGUGUACGAGAACUCGCCCGGCGGCACGGAGGUGGGCGCCGUCACGGCCCGGGACCCCGACAGCAGGAACAGCCCCGUCAGGUACUUCAUCGACAAAAAGGAGGUGGGGACUAACUACUUCCGGAUCGACGAGAUCAGCGGCGUGAUCAGGACCACGCAGCCUUUGGACCGGGAGGACACGGCCUGGCACAACAUCACCGUGAUGGCCUCGGAGGUUGACAACCCCGGCCUCUUCAGUCACAUCCCGGUCACCGUGCAGGUCCUGGACGUCAACGACAACGCGCCGCAAGUGGCCGGCGACGAGGACAUCAUCGUUUGCGAGAGCACGCGGGCAGGACAGGUCAUCCAGACGGUCAGCGCCAUGGACAAGGACGACUUCGCCAACGGACAACGCUUCUCCUUCGCCCUGCCCGGCCAGCUGCCGGUUAAUCCCAACUUCACCCUCAAGGACAACGAAGACAGCACGGCCAGCAUCAUCGCCAGGCGGCGGCGCUUCAACCACCUGACCCAGGAGCUGUACGAGCUGCCCGUGGUGGUGUGGGACAGCGGGGAGCCGUCCCUGAGCGCCACCAGCACCCUGACCCUGCGCGUGUGCCCCUGCCAGCGCCACGGCAAGAUCCGCAUGUGCCAAGGCGAGGCCUUCCUGUCCUCGGCGGGCCUCAGCACGGGGGCGCUCAUCGCCAUCCUGUUGUGCAUCGUCAUCCUGCUAGUCAUCGUGGUUCUGUUCAUGACUCUGAGACGGAGCAAGAAAGAGCCGCUCAUCAUCUCCGAGGAGGACAUCCGCGAGAACGUGGUCACCUACGACGACGAGGGCGGCGGCGAGGAAGACACGGAGGCCUUCGACAUCAUCGCCCUGCGCAACCCGGCCGCCGCCGAGGAGCUCAAGUUCCGCCGGGACGUUCGCCCGGAGGCGAGGCAGCUCUACGGGGGCCCCAGGGGCCACCGGAGCCCCUCGUUGGAGCUGGACGAGGUGGACGUGCACGAGUUCAUCAAGCAGAGACUGGUGGAGGCCAACAUGGACACGACCGGCCCGCCCUACGACUCGCUGCAGACCUACGCCUACGAGGGCCAAGGCUCGCCCACGGGCUCCGUCAGCCCGUUGGACUCCCUGGGAACGCAGUCGGAGCAGGAUUAUCACUACCUGGACAACUGGGGGCCUCAGUUCCAGAGACUGGCAGAACUCUACACAGAGGCAGAUUCAAACAUGAAGACUUAGUGCGUCAUUCCCUUUCCGAACCGGAACGGAUUGAAAAACCUUUUGGGAUCUUUCGCGGACAGUUUGGAGAAACAUCUACUGUCCAGUGAUUUUUACCUUCUAAAUUGAAGCAACGGCUUUCUUUUUUUAUGUUCCUUUUUCAGGGGGGAUUCUGGCUCCUUCUUGUGGAACUACUGGAUCGGAUUUUGGGAGGAAAGAACACUAUGGGGGGAAAUGAAAGGGAUAUUUUCCUUGUGUAUAUUUUUUAUGGCUCAAUAAAGUUCUGAUAUCCAUGUGGGUGGAUAAAGUG